AUGAUAGACUUUGUAUAUGCUGUGAUGUCUACUGUGUGUUUCUACUGGAGAGACGUUUUGAAGAUUCUAUUUGAGACUCUUGUGAUAUACCUGGUGGUGAGGUUGAGGUAUAAAUCCAAGUCCAAGGCUGAUGUCAUAAUCUUUCCAAAGCAUGUGAUUGAUAGGCUUGUAGAUGAGUUCAGGCCUGAAGAGCUAAUAACAGAUGUUCCAAGUACGCUGAUUCUUCCUGGUGUAUAUCCUGUAAAUGCGCUGGAUGUUGCUAGCUUUGAUGUAUUCUGCUUGGGAAUGAAUAAUAAGGAUGAGAUUGCUGCAGCAAUAAGAAAGUAUGGUGUUGGAACGUGUGGCCCAAGAGGUUUCUAUGGAACCUUGGAUGUUCAUCUUGAGCUUGAGUCUGUUAUAAGCAUGCAAAUGGGCGUGGAAGCAUCUAUAGUGUAUCCAAACAGCUUUACUGCAGUUAACAGUGUAAUUACGUGCUUCUGUAUGCAACAGGAUGCAGUGUUUUAUCACAAGGAUUGUAAUGAGGCAAUCAUAAGAGGCAUAUGUCUUUCGAAGGCCAAGGCUGUUGAGUUUGUUGAUCUCUAUGAUCUUGAAGCAAAACUUGAGACUUUCUUUAUGCCAAAGCACAAGAGCUUUGUGAUUGUUGAAGGGCUGUUCAGAAACACAGGCGCCGUUAUAGACAUACAAAAGCUUCUUGAUAUCAGGCGCAAGUACCGAUUUAGAAUCAUUUUGGAUGAGUCUUAUGCGAUACCACUGCUUCACAAGCAAGGCGUGUGUGGAAUAAACAAGGUUGCAGUCCGUGAAAUAGACAUCAUGAUAGGAUCACUGUCUCACGGCCUGUGCAGCACAGGUGCAUUUGUAACAGGUACAUCAUACACAAUUGAUUAUCAGCGCCUUGCAGGAUCCUCAUACUGUUUUUCUGCAUCUACACCGAGUGCAUUGAUUGUGGCUGCACUACUAAAUAUCAAUGCUAGUUUUGAUUAUCAUGCACUUCAAUCGAUCACUGAGGUGUUUCACCAGAGAUUUGCAUCUGCAACAUAUGAGAUUGUGUCUUCUAGAAUCUCUCCAAUGGUUAUAAUUGCAAAGAGGCAUGAGUAUAGAAUGAAUGUCCCUAAUGAUGUAUUACUCAAAGAAAUACUGGAGAUCCGAGAAGAAUUCGCUCAGAACGGUGUAAUUGUUGGAUUUAACCACAAUCCAGCUCCUUCUUUAAGAAUGUGCUUAAAUGUUAUGAUGUGCAGUGAGGACAUCAGCAAGUUGUUUUUAUUGAUUAAUAAAUGGUGA
Messenger RNA from Ordospora colligata OC4, 1278 nucleotides. RefSeq names its product aminotransferase. The transcript has a single exon. The record is from RefSeq and is a predicted model, not a curated record. Gene Ontology annotation, cellular component: endoplasmic reticulum. Gene Ontology annotation, biological process: ceramide biosynthetic process; sphingosine biosynthetic process. Lineage: Eukaryota; Fungi; Microsporidia; Ordosporidae. Bases 1 to 1278 code for a protein of 425 amino acids. Gene Ontology annotation, molecular function: pyridoxal phosphate binding; serine C-palmitoyltransferase activity.